Cooperia oncophora is the source of this 198-nucleotide messenger RNA. The record is from the annotation of a GenBank genome assembly. NCBI's taxonomy places the organism in Eukaryota, Metazoa, Nematoda, Chromadorea, Rhabditida, Trichostrongylidae.
AUGAUGAACUGCCCGUACCGAUGCGAGAUCGUGGAGAGAAAGUACAUGCCAGUCGACUAUUUCAAUGCGACGAUGACAUACAGGAAUGACUCUGAUUACCCUUUGCCUUAUGGAAAGUUCGUAAGGCGUACUCCUCUCGACAAGGAGCAAAGUUUUUUCACAGAAAACCAGGUGAUACUGCAUGCCUUUCAAAGAUGA